Molecule: messenger RNA, 915 nt
Organism: Dibothriocephalus latus
Lineage: Eukaryota; Metazoa; Platyhelminthes; Cestoda; Diphyllobothriidea; Diphyllobothriidae
Source: the annotation of a GenBank genome assembly
AUGCGGAACGAUCUCCUGAAUUUCGUUCAUGACCAACUUCGCAAAAACUCGCGUCAGCCGUAUGCUGUCAGCCCAAAAGCAGGCCAUCAGACUUCUGCCGAAUCUUGGGGAACAGGCCGAGCUGUAGCCCGUAUUCCUCGUGUUCGUGGUGGAGGCACUCAUCGUUCUGGCCAGGGUGCCUUUGGAAACAUGUGCCGUGGAGGCCACAUGUACGCCCCGACUAAAACAUGGAGGCGCUGGCACCGUCGUGCCUGGUCUGACAUUCAAAAGGUCUACCAGUCCAAACGUUUCCGUGCAGGCAAGGGCAAGAUGAGGAAUCGUCGCCGAAUCCAGAAGCGUGGUCCUAUUGUCAUAUUUGAGAAAGAUGAUGGUCUUACCCGAGCUUUCCGGAAUAUACCAGGAAUUACACUCCUCAAUGUCAAUCACCUGAACAUCCUUAAGCUGGCUCCUGGUGGCCAUAUGGGUCGCUUUGCCAUUUGGACCGAGGGUGCUUUCCGUUCUCUUGACAAACUUUAUGGAACCUGGAAAACGCCAAGCACAAAGAAGGCUGAUUUUAGCUUGCCAUCAACAAAGAUGACGAACACCGAUCUUAACAGACUUCUUACUUGUCGUGCGAUUCGCAGUGUCCUGCGACCGCGGCGUAUGAGGGCCUUGCGCAAGGGCCAGAAGGUCAAGAAGAACCCAUUGAAGAACAUGCAGGCCAUGUUGAAACUCAAUCCUUUUGCCCUCGGCGAGCACAACAUGCGUGUGGCUAAACAGAAGGCAGCACUAAAGAGGAAGCAGGAGCGGCUCGCAGCCAAACAUGCCCCAAAGAAACCGAAAACAGAAGGGGAAGGAAAGACAGAAGCCAAGAAGGCGAAAGCUCCAAAGGUGAAGAAGUCAGAGGCAAAGGAUAGCAAGCCCCAAAAGGCGUAA